Molecule: messenger RNA, 1031 nt
Organism: Zymoseptoria tritici IPO323
Lineage: Eukaryota; Fungi; Ascomycota; Dothideomycetes; Mycosphaerellales; Mycosphaerellaceae
Exons: 1
Coding region: 150-1031 (293 amino acids)
Biological process (GO): allantoin catabolic process
Molecular function (GO): ureidoglycolate hydrolase activity; ureidoglycolate lyase activity
Source: RefSeq, a predicted model, not a curated record
UACCUCCAGCUCUCCUCUCCUCACCAUGUCAUCAACCAUGCACGCUCCAGCUCCUCCUCCUUCCAGCAAAGCUUCGUCCUCUGCCUGGGAUCGUGUCAAAGCAUCUCUCAAAAAGACCUUUGUUCGUCCGCCAACUCCCGCCGGACAAUAUGGCUACGCCAACCAAGUGGACCUCGAGCCGCCUCAUCCACGCUUCAAGUGAGAUCACGCCCGUCAACUUUGCGCAAUUUGGGGAAGUCAUCGAGAAUCCCUUGACUGCGGCACAUCAGUCGAAGCAUCAGAGUAUCGUGGCGAAUCAAGGUUCUGCGACGAAGUAUCUCGACAUCACUCAUAUCGACAAUCAUUAUGCUACUCUGGCUCCUAGUCGGAAGCCGGCUCGCGCUGUGAUGAACAUGUUUGUCUGUAAGCCGAGAGAGCUCACGACCUCGGCUGCUACGGGGAAGAAAGUCUUCAAAGUGGAGAUUCUGGAACGACAUCCUUUCACACCACAGACGUUCAUUCCAUUGGGCGUCUCAACAAACGAUCUCACCUCGCGAUAUCUUGUGAUCGUCGCUCCAACUCUCCCGAGCACAACAAGAGGACCGAACGACCCGCUGGAGAAACCCUAUCCAGCCGAAGCUCCUCGAAGAGCGGCCAAAAGCUUGAAGUCAAGACUGCUGGGCGCACGUCCAAACCCGUUCACAAAUGAUCAUACUGCUGUUACGACACCGCCGGUGCCAAUGACAUCUGAGAGGAAGCCCAAAGGACCGGGCGGGCCUGAUCUGACGAACCUGCAAGCUUUCAUUGUGAGAGGAGACCAGGCUGUGACGUAUGGACCGGGAACGUGGCAUGCGCCGAUGGUCGUGCUGGGUGAUAAGGACAUUCCUUUCGUUGUCGUUCAAUACGCGAAUGGUGUCGGAUUGGAAGACUGUCAGGAGUCUGCGAUUGGUGCGAUCGAUGGUGGUGAGGGAGUUGUGGUGGAUGUUGGAGAAGAGAAGGGAGAUGGCGAGCAACUGGCGAGUGGUGCUGGCAUCAUGAGGGCGAAGCUGUGA